Coregonus sp. 'balchen' is the source of this 12260-nucleotide messenger RNA. Lineage: Eukaryota; Metazoa; Chordata; Actinopteri; Salmoniformes; Salmonidae. The record is from the annotation of a GenBank genome assembly.
CAUAGCAGAGGCUGCUGCACCUCUAACCUACAGAUUCACGUUAGUUGUUGGCAUGGGACUCACAAUGGCAACCACUCUCGGGGUAAUGUUAAAGCAACUGGCUUUGUUUAUACUGGUGGGAAACUUAAUCUGUCCUGCUUUUACUCAUACUUCCAGCACUGACACAUGGCAACGACAACUUCCAAGCCGACUGCUGCAAUUUGGCAAUCAUCUGCCCUUAAAACAGCAUCAACUUCACCAACAAACCGUUUCCAGACCAGUUGUAGUGAAAACGGUCGCUGUGACAUGCCAUUCAGACUACAUGGAGAUAGUCGUGAAUGCUGAUUUGUUUAAAAUUGGUACUCUUAUCGACGUGGAUGACCUGCGCCUUGGAGUUGAACAGUACCAAGACCAAGAGCCUUGUAAGGCUACAGUGUCAGCAGCCGGAGAUGAGUACAGAAUAUUUGCAGCGCUAUCGGACUGUGGAACCAAGCAUUUGGUAUGUAUGGUGAUACUGUUUCAGUAGUUGACUUCUUGGAAUGACCUUCUCAGAUUCUGCUUUGUGAAUCCACAGAUGAACAAAGACUCCUUGAUCUACACUAACCACCUCAGAUAUAUACCCAGAAUCACUCCAGAUGGGGUUAUUCAAAUGGAUGGUGCUGUAAUUCCAAUUGAGUGUCAAUUUGAAAGGUUAGGCUAUACUGUUGUAUGGUGAUCAUAGUCCUGCGUAGCCCUAUUGGUUGGCUUGCUUUAACUCUGUGAUUUUUGUUUCAGGAAGUACAAUUUGAACAGUGCCUCUCUCCAGUCGACCUGGAUCCCCUUUACCGCCACAGUGUCUGCUGAAGACGCCCUGCAGUUCUCCUUGAUGCUCAUGACAAGUGGGUAUAUAAAUCCUGGGCUGCAUUGAAUGUUCAGAUGGAAAUAUAUACCAUGCAACACAUGCCUCUCUGACAUGCAGAAUAUAAAAUCACACCAGACACUUAUUGGUAGCAUUUCUAUCUGCAACAUUCUACACAGUUCGCCUACUAAAUAUGGCCCUGUUAACAAACCCCUCCGUCUUAUACCUUUUAAAUACUUCAUAGUAUUUUCUGGCCGGGGUAGUUUUGUUAAGUUCCCCAACACUCGUUCUGGUAAGAUCCUAUCGGUACGUUCUCUCUGCAUGGUGUUUUGGGAACGCAUGUUACAGCUUCCGCCAUUGUAGGAAAGAUGCAUCCUUAAAACACUCAGUAAGCCUAAGUUCAAUUGGGAAACCAGGGCUGCAUGUUAACUCAUCGCUUGCGGUAUGGUAUUGGAAACAUAAGGACUGUAUCGUUCAUAUCAGUGAAAUAAUUUUCAAAAGGUUAAACUGCUACACCUUUAUACGGCCAUAUUUCCAUGUUACAUCGCUUGUUCGCAUAAAUGAUGGAAGACAAGGGCGUACCUGUGCUAAUUAGCUAUCUGCAUCUGUGAACACCUAUGUAAGCGGAAGAUGGACUCAACAAACGUGUUGCCACUGAAAAAUAUUAAGUGUGUAUUGCAGUUGUGAAAUUAUUUUGAUGUGAUCUGACAGGGGGCUUUGUUUUAUAGAACUAUACUGCAAUUGAGAAUCUAAUCACGCUUAGAUGGCGUUUUUGGCUGCCCGAGCCAAUUUGCCUCAACACAUGUAAGGUCCUUGGACCAUAAGGAGUAAAGUUAGGCUCAUUCAGUCCAUUUUUGGGAUAACCUUCUGUCAAUAAUGCCACUUCUUGUCCAGGUGACUGGCUCUAUGAGCAGGGUUUGGGAGUCUACUUCAUGGGUGAUCCCAUCAACGUGGAGGUGUCUGUCAGGCUCGCGCACCACAGCAGGCUCAGGGUCUUUGUUAGCAGCUGCGUGGCAACACUGGACCCUGACUGGAACUCUGUCCCCAGAUACGUCUUCAUUGAGAAUGAUGGGUGAGGAAAUGUCCUAGUAACCUAAAGUGCCUACCUAGAAUGAGUGUUCUCCAGUUGUCCCUAUAUGAGCAUAUUUUCCCCAAAUGGCGCUUGGAGGGUUAUUUGUUUGGUACCAAGGAAGUUGAACUAAUACCUCAAUAUGCAUUUUAUAUUAUCUCCCAUCCAGGUGCUUGAUGGAUUCCCAGUUGCCUGGCUCCAACUCUAGGUUCAUGCGUAGAACCCAGGACGACAAGCUCCGAUUCCACAUUGAUGCCUUUAGGUUCCACCAAGAGGAUAGGGCAGAGGUGAGGGCAAUUUUUUAAAACCAGUGAUGUUGUAGAGUGCAUUAUGGGUACUGCAGUUGGAACAUGAUGCUACAGUAAAAUAACUUUCAGCAUCACAGUAGCCUACAUAAUGACUUUAUCUUUGUUUUUACAGCUGUACAUCACAUGCCACCUUAUUGCAGUCCCUGUCAUGGACCAUGCAGAGCCUAGCAACAAGGCAUGCUCCUUCAUCGAUGGCAGGUCUGAGAUCUGACUUAGCUACGCUUAGUGGGCUGUGACCUAUCCACUGGCAUACCAUAGUAUUUGUUAAAAUGGUGUACUUGGUACAUUAGUCAAUCUUUCAUCCAUUUCAGGUGGAAGUCUGCCGACGAGAAUGAUUUGCUAUGUGGCCGUUGUCCAAGUCUGACGAGCCAGAAGUGGGUUGCUCCAGCACAACGUCCCCUCGGUGACAGAUUGGGCAGUAGCCGACCUGAACCUCGUGGUUACCGCAGCAAACCCCCAGCCUCUGGUGACCGUUGGCGUGGGAUGAAAGCCAAGAAGGGUAUAUUUGGCAUCCUAAUCCCUGUAUUCUUCUCAAAAUGCAUUGCAGAAUAGGGUCUGAGGGGAGGGACCUUCUGCUCCAAUAUGGCUGAUGGGAUGCAAGGAAUUGAGGAAAGACUAAUUGAAAGUGUCUUGACUGCAAGUGUGUUGGUGAGAAGUUUGCCUUGCAUGUGUUUAAUGACAAUGUAAUUUUAGUGUUGGAACAGGAUGCUUCUUUGGGCCCCAUGAUGGUCUUCCCAACCCAACAAAAGAGUACACCUCUAUCUCCACGCACGAAGGAAGGUGUCCAUAUAAAUGGCUUCCCCUCCGCUACAAGAGACGCGAGGCCUGUAUCACCUGGCAGUCGUUGGAAGAGUGGAAUGGCCUUCAAGAGAGGUUCUUUGACUGUCUUAUGUAGUGCACAACCUUUGACCAGUGUUUUGAAAACCUGACCCUAGGCAACAGUGACUAGGGUCUAGUUAAUUGACUGACACUUUCGGCAACUUCGAUGAGGGACAUUUUCAGACGGAUGACUCAACAAAUCACAAGGCAGACAUGCCAGUCUCGAUUUGAAACCACAUUUAGCAGGCAAUACCUUUGCAGUGGUUUUAGUGACUGUAGUUAAUGCAAACUAGCCACCUGUGAAAUGCACUAAUUAAAAAUAACCUCUGCUCCAUCUUGCUAACUAUUGUUUUUUUAUUCAAGCGGAUAAGGCAGUUACUUCCUCUAUGCCAAACUGAUGUAUUACUUACAGACCAGUUAAGCCAGUAAAUUUGAAUUGUAGAAGGCAACCGUGAUGUCUAGCCUAUUGCCCAGCCCAUGAGGCGCUAGUCAAAAGUAGUGCACUAUAGGGUGCCAUUUUGGAUAAUUGUAUUUUCAUAUCUAUACAGGCUAGCUGUGUUAAUCUGUUACAUUUAAUUCCAGGACCUUAUUUCGGCCAAUCUGAAAAUGCGGGUAGUCCUUUGGGCCUGAAGGUUGGACCCAACAAGCAUGGUUUCGUUAGCUCUGCAACAUAUGAUGGCUUCAUCAGGCAGAAAGAACUGAUUGGCCAAAGAGGUAAUUACAUUCUUUACUGGUUUGCAUGUAUAAUAACUGCAUAUAGGCUCUGUGCUAAAUGGUCUGUUCUCAGAGCUGGAGCCCAUUGGAGCAAAGAUUACCACAGAGAAAGAGGGUCUGAUUGAAGAUCUAGGCGACGAGAAGCAUGACAAGGAUCGGUUUAACAUUGGAACCCAUGGUAAAGGUAUGCAUGGGAUCAUGGUAUUGUUUUUAGAGGGAAGGAACCUGCACAUUACACUAUUUAGCAAGCAGGUUAGCGUUUUUUGGGAUGACUCCGCUCUGCAGAGUGGUCACUAGCUGUCACAGCCCAAAUCAUGAAAUAUGCUCUUAAACCUAAUGCCUAACCUUUAAAUUAAGACCAAAAAGCUGCUUUUGGUUCAUUUAAGUUUUACUAUGUAGUCAAUUUUGACUUUGCAGCUGGCACAUCUAGUGGAAAUCGCUCAGUUUUCCCUCCAGGACAAGACUCGUCCCAAUAAAUGUCAACCUGCAAGUGUCACUAUCACAUAUCAGAGCUUUUGUGGUUUCACAAAGCAGUUAUGAAAUGUUCCCAGUCCACUAACACUUUUCUGUUUACAGAACUGGAAGGUGUUGCUGUGGUGGCCACUUAGUCUAGCUCCAAGCAGCAGCUCACCAACUCACGGAGGGUGGUGAUUCAAGUCCUGAAGUCCUACACAAGGUUGACCCGAGAACUACCAAAUGACCUCCGCACCAUCUGCUCCUGAUGAGGUGCACAACCUGUGAAGAGGCCACCAAACACUAAGGAGACCUGCUCAAUCAGAUAUCUCAAAAGAACAAGGUCAACCAAAGAGGACUGUUAACCUUGUGAAAUAAAUUAUUUAAAGCUUCUUUGACAACGAGUUUCAGUUUUUACCGUUAUGCACUAUAUGCUAGAGUAAUCUAAAAUAUUGCCUUAAUUUGUUAAUGUGAAUGCCUGCUUUAGGAUCAUCUCCUUUGGUGUGGGGGUUAUGUACAGGUAAAAUAUGUUGAGUGCAGAUUCAAUGCUAGCCCAACUCUUCAGAUCCAUGAUCUGAAUAUCCAGUCCUGGCUUAAUGUGACUCUGGUUCACAAGUCCCAAGGUUCCUGAUCAAGUUACAGGGAAUUCCUAGGAAAAUUGGGCUUGCAAUGUGAAGAACUCUGGUUAUGCCAGCGCUAUAUAUAGGGUCUGACGAACCAGAAAUUGGCACUGGUAUUUUUAACACUGGCCCUUUAAUUUUUUCCUCUACUCAUUAACCAGAAUGGUUUUGUGCACAAAACAAGUUAGACAGGCUCACUGGGCUAAAAAUGGACCAGCCCAUCUGGCAUUUGCCUGACAUGCCAGGCUGCCCCUGGACAGCUUUACUUUGCUGAUACAGAUGCUGAAAAUGCAUCCAGGAGGUUAGCCAACUGUACAAUUUGCAUGGAAGUGUUAGAGGAUAAUGUCCUGAUAUAAGGUAAUGACAUUUCUCCCAACUAGUGCCUUAAAGUAUCUAACAUUCUAAGCAGGCACGGUCAUUUCAGAGGUAUAAGUGGACUGUGUCCUACUGUCCCGUUGCUCUCUGCUACAGAAUGUUAAAGGAGCAGUUGCUAUAUCCAUUUUUAAACAAAUAACUUAAAUUCCUCAGCUAAUUUCAACUGUCGCACCCAAUCAAACCUCAUGAGCUUAUUUCACUCAUUUGUAAAUGCAAAACACUGUAUAGCCUCAACAAUAUUGAGAUCAUGGAUGGUCAGUCCCUGUAUCAAUAGCUCUGAGUGGUUACAUUUCUCCAGUCCCAUCACUCAGAUGUUUACCAAAUCAGUGGCGGGGUAAUGCUUAUUGUUCGAACUGCAGAUUGCCCAUUUAAGGUCUGCCAGGCUGGGCUCUGACAGUCACCUCUCGAUGCUGGGCCUGCCCUUGACCCAGCUGAACAAAGACACUAAUUUGGGUGAUUAUUUGGACAGGCAGAACGCCUCCCUCACACCCUGCCCCUCAUACUGAGAUCCCUACCUCCUGCCCAGUCAACACACACAGAGUAAAGUCACCUUGUCUCUAGUCUUAUCGGUUUGACUGAGCGUUCCAACUCCUCCCCUCAUUACCAGGACGCUCCUAAUAUGGUUGUACCCUUUCCUUUAGCUUCCUAAUGACACUCAGCCACUGGUACAAUUACUCCAAGGUUUCUCGUAGAGGGGACAACGAUAGCCUGUUUAAAAGUCACACUGUGGCACUUGGAUUUUAUAUCCAGUAAAUGGGAGUUUAUUAUUGGGAUAUGUUUAUAUUGGAUAAAACUAGACUGAGGAUCCUAUGGCUCAGUUGAUUUGAGCAUGGUACUUCAAAACCAGAGUUGUUUGAUUCCCCCAUAGCCUACAUACACAGAAUAUACAGUAUGUAUAAACUGUGCAUCCCCAUACUCUGCUAAAAGCUUCCGCUAAAUGACCACAUUCAAUUAUUAUACUGUAGUAUAUAGCUGAUCUCCAUUGUACCGCUGUAUCAUUAUAGCGAGCUACUCCACAUGGCCACUUGCUUGGUUUUCAUUCCCAACAUAUUGUAGCAAAUUUGGGGGGGUCCAGCGACUGUCCAUCCAACACCUUUACCGUUACGCCAAGCGGUCCAAACCUGUUGAGGUUGCUAGGUGUUGGGUUGAGGUCCGUACAAUAUGCUGAAUACUGUACAGUCUUAACUAUGGAUCUCUGGUUAAACGCAUCUGUUAAACAUUCACAUCAUAAUCAAAGUAUAAUAUAGUUGCUGCUGUAUCAUUAUAGCAUUAUAAAUAGCUACUUGUUACAUAAUACCCAAUGGCCUACAGAACAGAAUGAUGGCAUUUACAGCAUUCUAAAGGUCAACCUCCUCCACAUCACUGUAAUCAGCACAUCAUCACACAAUUAGACUCUCUUCGUCUGCAUCCCAAAUGGCACCCUAUUCCCUAUUUAGUGUGCUGCUUUUGACCAGCUCCAUAUGGCUUUUGGGAUGUAGCUUUAGUCUUCCUUCUGAAGAGUGAGAGCAAGAUGAACCCAUUUUAUCAUCUGAAUAGUUCUCUUAUUUUCCGCUAAAUGGCUUUGCAAUGGUUCAAUUGCCAUCCUCUCUUUCAAUGGUAAAUAGAUGUCCUUUGGGAGAGGAGCGUUUGUGAUAAUGAGAACUGAAUACCACACUUGCAGGUUUAUCAAAUGUCUGUAUGAAGAUGAGAGGAUGGAGAAUGAUAGAUUAAAGAUGCCCCAAGGAAGAGAAAAAGGAUACAGAUUUAAAGAUAAUUUCAGCCCAGAGUGCAAUGGACAAAGACAAUUAAUUCCAGAUGAUCACCAUCAUUUCACGUGCGAGAGUGCUGUGUCGGCCUCCCGAGUGGCGCAGUGGUCUAAGGCACUGCAUCACAGUGUUUGAUGCGACACUACAGACCCGGGUUCGAUCCCAGGCUGUGUCACAACCGGCCGUGACCGGGAGUCCCAUUGGGCGGCGCACAAUUUGGCCCAUCGUCGUCCGGGCAGGGGAGGGUUUGGCCGGGGGAGAUUUACUUGUCUUAUCGCGCUCUAGUGACUCCAUGUGGCGGGCUGUGUGCCUGCAGGCUGACUUCGGUUGUCAGUUGAACGGUGUUUCCUCCGACACAUUGGUACAGCUGGCUUCCGGGUUAAGCCUGCCGGUGUUAAGGAGCGCGGUUUGGUGGGUCAUGUUUCGGAGGAUGCAUGACUCGACCUUUCGUGAGACAAGAUCGUAAUUGGAUAUCACGAAAAACGGGGUAAAACAAUAAUAAUUAAAGAAUGCAGUAUCAUGGUGAUGUGAGCACAAGUAAUGGCUGACACGUUUUGAAGAGGAAGGAAUUUUAUCUAAACCCUAAAACCCUAAAAUGCCUAGGAGGUCAGAGCGUACAUUUUAAAUAUCCUAAAACAACAACAAUACAUUGUGUCUUAUAAUAAUAAUAAUAAUAGCCUUAUCACACCAAAAUUCCCUUUCUUGUUAUUGAACAUUAGGUCUGGCGUAGUCUUACAGUAUCCCACUGCUGUACUACAGUCAAACUGAGUCUGCAAAUGACAUAUGACAGGAACUAUUUUGGGGGCCAUUUUCUCACACAACUGCUGUGAAUGUUGUGAAUUAGAUUAAGCUGAGGAAUAUUGAAUGGCUGCCGAGCACUUCUUCCUCUGUCUGCCAACUCUGCAGCUUUCAUUGAUAAUGCAAUUUCAUUUGUCAUCACUGCUGCUGUUGCUUAGCGGAGGAAAGCCAUGCUGAUUUGACAUAUUUAAUUCAACUGCUCUGACUAGCUAAGUGGAUGUGGAUGCUGUGUUUGUGUGUGUGUGUGUUUGUGCGUGUGUGUGCAUCUGUACAACCACCCUAGCAUGUUUGCGUUUGUGAGUGCUUGCACGCUCGCACGUGUGAGUGUACCCCCAACGUAAACCUACCUCUUUCAGACAGCCCAUGAAGUUGUUGCUGACGGGAGAACCAGGCAGAUCAGCCGUACUAGGACUCCCACCCACGUAGAAGAAGUCAUCAGACCCCAGCAUGGUGUAGUCUUCCUGGGUAUACCCUGUCGUGGUGAGGAUCCCAUCCACGGAGAUAGUCACCUGUUAUAGGGGUAACGCAUACCAAAGCCAAACCAUUACACUCUGAGGUAAAACACUCUAUUCAAUAGGAUACAUACACCUCUCUUCUUGGUCUGCUAUGACUUGGUGUCUAGAUAUCUGUUGUUUCUUACAUUCAGUUAGGAAUUCACUUGAGAUCAUCUGGGCUAGUAGCGUUGGUGCCUUGGAGCGAUAGUUUGGAUUAGACUGCGUUUUGGGAUCUUUUAAUUGCUUUAGUCAUAGGUAGGGUUCACAGGACAGGUAAAGAAAAUAUGUCAGAGCAGAGGCAUAUUUUCUUUAUCUUUGAUGGGGGUAAGAGAAUGGAUUCUCGUUCGGUUUGGAUAGUUCAGGUUGGGGGAGGGUUAGUAAAAUGGACAAAUUGCCAAGGACAAAUUGCUUGUACUUGUCUUAGGUUUCAGGGUUCAAUUUGUAACUACAAACAGUCACUAACACACACACACACACACACACACAAACACUCUCUCUCUCUCUCGCUCUCUCUCUGUCACGCACGCUCGCUCUUAUACACACACAUGCAUUAUAUAGGGAGGAUUAUCACACAACUUCACAAAUGUGCAAACCAAGGUUUUUAAUUUUUCAGAAGUUAAUAAAAACACAAGUAAGUUUGACAUGUAAGGGGUAUAAAUGAUUUGACGAUGUCAUACAAAGCAUGAUCAAGCCAAUCGGGAUACAGGGCUCAUGCACCAAUCAAGUCAAGGGGAUUGGGAGGGGGAGGGACUAAUGUUAGCCACAACACACAGACACCACUGUCACCAGCAUGUUACAAACACAACACACAGGGACGGGAUGGGGGGAUAGGACAGUGAUAGUGAGUGAUAGGGGGAAGGUGAGUGAACGUGUUAAAGUGUUAGUGGUUAUGGGUGAGGGGGUAAAGAGAGGGUAAAGGUCAUAUGAUGCCACAGGUCAGGAGGUGAAAGGGCGUUUAUGAGCGGUGGUGGGCAUGCCAUGUGCCAGACUGAGUGUGUUGGAAACAACUGUCAGAGCUCCAGCAAAGAAACGGUCGCCAUUUUGUCUUUUGGAUGCCAUUUUGUCUCUGUUUGGUGUUUUACAGUCUGGACUGCAGUUUGGCUGCUGCUAGUUGAAGAAUAAGUCACUCUUCUUGUUUGGUUUGUGGCAGAGCUUCUGUCAGUUCUUGGCGACAGUACUCACCAAAAAUGUGGAGGUUUUUAUUUGGUGGAAAAACAUUUUUUUAUGUAUCCCUGACAAAAUAUCAAAAGUCAGAUCUGGUGGUUCUUUUGAGACUCGUAGAACUUCUGCGAACUUUGUAGCGAUGAGAAAAAAAAAAAGAAAAAAAAAGCCGGAGUGAAAAAAUAGGAGAGGGAGUGGGUGUGGGAGGAGGGAAGUUGGGAGGCCAAGGAUGGGGAGGAUAUUGAGAAGUGAAGAAAGCUGUUGGUAAUACAAACCCAUUUCCUCAUUUUUUGAUAAGAAGUGUCUAGGAUGAAACUCAAAGUAUACAAAGAAAAAGAAGAGGGGGGGGGGGGGGGGGGGGGGGGGGGGGGGGGACACACGGCAAAUCCAAAAAAAGACAAUUAGAAUGAUAUCUACCAGACAAUGUAGUUUGUUUACCAUAGCGUGUCCCAUGCCUGAUUGCUUUCCGGAAAAGGGGGAAGAAAGGAAAUCAAAAGAAUAGUGAACAAAACGGUUGUUAAUAAGGGAUGGGAAAACAAAAUAAAAACCAAUGAUGUAGGAUGAUAGUUAGUACAUUAGUUAGUUGUUAGUUAGAUAACGGUUAGUUAGUAAGUAAAUAAAAUGACUUAGUAUUUCAUGAAUGGUAAGUGUUAGUCUAACAAAGUGUGUCUUCCCAAAGAGAGGGAGAAUGACGGAAAGGGAAAGAAAGAGAGAGACAGAGAGGAAGUAGAGAGAGAUAGAGAGGAGGAAAAGAGGACCCUAGCUCAGCCUCUGGUCUCAGUGUUCCUUCAGCUGUAGGUAGCUAGUGGGCUACCUGUUAGUGGCAGGAAAUUAACACUUUACUUACUUGUCCACCUCUCUUCACCUCCAUUCAAGGCUCCAUUCUAUUGGCUGAGGAAACUCCCUGCCCACUCCCUCUCCACACCACAAACAGUUCUCAGCUACUGUUUCUCUCAUAGCGCUUUCACUCUUACAGUACAAGUAUACACUGAGUGGACAAAACAUUAAGAACACCUUCCUAAUAUUGAGUUGCACCCCCUUUUGCCCUCAGAACAGCCUCAAUUCGUCAGGGCAUGGACUCUAGCAUUCCACAGGUCUCUUCUCCUUCAUCUACACUAUUUGAAGUGGAUUUAACAAGUGACAUCAAUAAGGGAUCAUAGCUUUCACCUGGUAAGUCUAUGUCAUGGAAAGAGCAGGUGUACCUAAUGCUUUGUACACUCAGUGUAUAUUCCUCAAGUAUUAUUAUAUAUUUUUUAAAUACUAAUUUUUUAAGUUGAGUUGUAAUUACUUCUUGUCUACCUCUCUGCACCUCCAUUCAAGGCUCCAUUCAACUGGCUGGAGACCCAAAUCCCACUCCCUCUCUACAUUCACAAACAGCUACCAGUUCGCUCAUUGUUUCUGCUCUAGUGUGUACAGUUACCAGUACAUAUCCAGUGUACAGUACAAUACAUGCCCUGCCUCUUAAAGUUUAGUUAAGUAGUAAUACUGUUAUUAUAGUGCAUUAUAAACUGGGUGGGUCGAGCCCUGAAUGCUGAUUGUCUGACAGCCGUGGUAUUCCACGGGUGUGACAAAACAUUUAUUUUUACUGCUCUAAUUACGUUGGUAACCAGUUUAUAAUAGCAAAAAGGUACCUCGGGGGUUUGUGAUAUAUGUCCAAAAUACCACGGCUAAGGGCUGUGUCCAUGCACUCUGCGUUGCGUUGUACCUAAGAACAGCCCUUAGCCGUGAUAUAUUGGCCAUAUACCACACCUCCUCUGGCCUUAUUGCUUAAGUAUCCGAUACCAGUAUUAGUGUAUACCAUCCUUAUGAACAGAAGUAUUGUAAACAAUCUAAGUUGAGGAGCAACAUAAAGGACAAAGUGACAAUUGAGAUCCUAUCAGUGGCCAUUUGAACAUAUAUUUAUACUAUUUGAAGAAGAUGCUCCACUGAUCUGAAACUUAUUUCCAAUUUGUCAUCUGUAGGCUACUGUCAGUCACACAAAGUCCCUGCAAUUGUUCAGAGUAGGAUGUCUUAAACUCUGCCUUGUAGUUUCUGUAUAUUUACAGAGGAGAAGAUAAUCCUACAGUGGUUUGUAAAGGAAAGAUAGUUUCUGAAGGCAACGUGACCCAGCCUCUGAUAGAAGGGUCCGCUUAGUGGAGAAUAAAAGCAGAGAAGUAUCAGAUAAGUUUCAAUGAAGGAAAUAGGGAAGUCUUCAAGUUCAACAGGAAGAUAAGGAAGUGACAGAAACACAGAGCCACCGUGUCAGCUCCACCACUAAGCUAUCAAUCACUAUGUCAUCUGGGCUUCUUUUAUUCACAUAGUCACUGGCUGCUAGGAAGUCAAAUAGAGGGGAAACACUAUUUAACUGUACUGAUGAUAACUCAAUACUACAUUAAGUCAUAAUGCCUCUCUCAUAAUAUGUAUCAACACAACAUUGUCGACAACUAUCUAAAUUGCUUAUUAGGGCACUUGGAAAAGGUGCUGUAGAAAUAAACCAACCCAUUAUAAUACAUAAAUUCAAAGAGAGGGAAAACAUUAAUCUUACAACAUCUAACCUAAACGAUUACUCAAUAUUAUAAUUCAUAAUAGAAGUGUGAUUACCGAUGCAACAUCCGUAACGACUAUCAACUAUGUUCAGCACAUAGAAUACUUGGAAAAGCAUUAAUGGACAAAUAAAGCCAAGACAUUACUAUCAAUCAAUUGAUCUAUUGCUACUAAUCAAUAUCAGUCUUGAACCUACGUCACCUCAGUCUCCAUGGUUACCUGUCUGAGGUUGCGUGUGACCUUGAUGUCGUGCCAGCCGUUGUCGUUGAACUUCCCGUUGACGGGCUCCACGAUGGCCUCGAAGGCCCCCGAGCCCAGGUUGAUGACCAGGCUCACCGCCCCGUCCUUUAGGGCCAGGUUGACG